This is a messenger RNA of Cucurbita pepo subsp. pepo (vegetable marrow), 3844 nucleotides long. RefSeq names its product pentatricopeptide repeat-containing protein At2g21090. Gene Ontology annotation, biological process: RNA modification. The record is from RefSeq and is a predicted model, not a curated record. Gene Ontology annotation, molecular function: RNA binding; protein binding; transferase activity. NCBI's taxonomy places the organism in Eukaryota, Viridiplantae, Streptophyta, Magnoliopsida, Cucurbitales, Cucurbitaceae.
AGCGGUAGAAAAAUUCUGAGAGGUUGUGUUCUACUGUUCUUCGUCUUCCCUACGCGGAAUUUGUUUUCUAGUAAAUAUGGUGAAUACUCCAAGAAUUUCAAGAAAAAUUCUUGUUGCUUCUUUGGUUUUGCGAUUGGGGAUUGAGGAAAAAAGUUUGAAGUUCACAUGUCGGAUUUCUAGGUCACGGCUUGUGAAAGAAACACGGAAGAGGAAAGUUGUGAAUUGAGGUAAAUUUUUUUCUAGUGAAUCCAUGAAAUUUGCGAGCAGGUUGUAGACAAUGCUCGACAUUUUGUUGUUGAAGUUUCCGGAGUUCGUGAAGGUAUGAAUUUCUUUGUUUGGACAUCGAUUUGGCAGAAUGUUGGACGCUUUUAAGUUAGUAAUUAACAUUAUAUUUCAGAUUCAACUACUGGCCUUGGUUUAGAGUUGAAACGGAAGUAAUCGUGGUGAUUUUGAUGAAGGUUUUGUUGUAGAGAUUGUCAUCUUGUAUGAUAUAAUAUUGGUUAUACGAUUUUGUUCUUGCUCUGUUGGAGUUUCGUCAACUACUGGUGAACUACUCAUUGAGUGCCGUCCUGCUAGAGUGUGAAUGGACAAUCUUCAAUGUAUUAAUUGGGCAUUAGGACGUUUAAUUUGUAGAAGAUUUAUAUGAACUAGCCCACUUUAACGAUUCUAAUUCUCUGUUUUUUCACGAUCUGAAAAUGAUGCCUCUGUCUGGUUUUUUCCCAUCCUUUGAUCACUAUGCUUUUCUCAUUUCAAAAUGCAUCAAACACAAACACUUGAAGGUUGGGAUGUCCUUGCACUCCCACCUUAUUAAGUCCGCUCUUUCGUUUGAUCCGUUCCUCGCUAACCGUCUUAUUGACAUGUAUUCCAAAUGUAAUUCUAUGGAAAAUGCACAGAAGGCAUUUGAUGAUUUACCCUUUAAAAAUAUCCACUCGUGGAAUACCAUUCUUGCUUCCUACUCACGUGCUGGAUUUUUGAGUCAAGCUCGUAUGAUAUUUGAUGAAAUGCCUCAUCCAAAUAUUGUUAGCUACAAUACCUUGAUUUCUAGCUUUACUCACCAUGGGUUGUAUGUAGAAGCAAUGAAUAUCUUUUGGCAAAUGCAACAAGAUUUUGAUCGUUUAGUCUUGGACGAGUUUACUUUUGUGAGUAUUGUGGGUACUUGUGCCUGUUUGGGUGCUUUGGAAAUGUUGCGUCAGGUUCAUGGAGCAGCUAUUUUCAUUGGAUUGGAGUUCAAUAUGAUUGUUUGCAAUGCUGUAAUUAAUGCUUAUGGUAAAUGUGGCGAACCGGGCACGUCAUAUUCUGUUUUUAGUAGAAUGCAGAAGAGAGAUGUUGUUACCUGGACCUCCAUGGUUGUAGCCUAUACUCAGACAUCCAAGUUAGAUGAUGCUUUUCGAGUGUUCAGGAGUAUGCCAGUAAAAAAUGUUCAUACAUGGACUGCUUUGAUUAAUGCUUUUGUGAAAAACAAGUAUAGCAAUGAGGCCCUGGAUUUGUUUCAACAAAUGUUGGAGGAAAAAUAUUCUCCUAAUGCUUUCACAUUUGUAGGUGUUUUAAGUGCGUGUGCAGAUCUUGCUUUGAUAGCAAAAGGGAAAGAGAUUCAUGGAAUCAUAACCAGAAGGAGCAGCGACCUUAAUUUUCCGAACGUAUACAUGUGUAAUGCUUUAGUUGAUUUGUACAGUAAGAGUGGUGACAUGAAAUCAGCUAGGACGUUGUUUAACUUGGUUCCUAAAAAGGAUGUAGUCUCGUGGAAUUCACUAAUAACUGGGUUUGCACAAAAUGGGCUCGGAAGGGAAGCACUUAUUGCAUUUAGGAGGAUGAUAGAAGUAGGGAUAAAGCCUAAUGAAGUGACGUUUCUUGGUGUGCUGUCUGCCUGUUCCCAUACUGGUUUGUCAUCUGAAGGAUUAUAUAUUAUGGAGUUAAUGGAGAAGUCUAAUGAUAUUAAGCUUAGUUUAGAUCAUUAUGCAGUCUUGAUCGAUAUGUUUGGAAGAAAAAAUAGACUUGCCGAAGCAUUGGAUUUAAUAUCCAGGGCACCCAAUGCAUCAAAACACGUGGGUAUAUGGGGUGCAGUUCUGGGGGCUUGUCGAAUACACGACAAUUUGGACCUGGCUAUAAGAGCUGCAGAAACUUUGUUCGAGAUGGAACCAGAUAAUGCUGGAAGAUAUGUAAUGUUAUCUAAUGUCUUUGCAGCAGCAAGUAGAUGGAUGGAUGCCCAUAAUGUGAGAAAACUUAUGGAAGAAAGAGGUUUCAAGAAGGAAGUAGCACAAAGCUUCAUAGAAAUAAGAAACUUUGCAGAGAUGAAAUUGAGAAAUAAUUUCCCCGCAAGAGGGAAGCAUUGUUCCUUUGUUAUGGCUGCUCUUGCAUUCACCAUCGUGGUGUUGUGGGCGUGGGGGGAAAAUUCUUUUAUUACCACUUCUCAGUCAGUUCAAGCAUGGUAUAGAACUUCUUAUUCAGGGUUCAUGGUAGGUUCCACAUACAGUUCUGUAAUACCUGACACAGUAAAAGAGAGCACUGAAAAAACAUAUUCAAAUUCAAGUACAAAAGAAGAGACCGCAAAAGAUGAUACACAUUCAGAAGUUACACUCACAUAUGCUGCAUCCACAAUAAAUUUUAACAGGAGCAAGAGUAGUGAGAACACCUGUAGCUAUGGAAAUGGUGAAUGGGUCCUUGACGAUAGUCGACCGCUAUACUCUGGUUUUGGAUGUAAGCGAUGGUUAUCAGCAACAUGGGCUUGUAGACUGACAGAGCGGACUGAUUUUUCCUAUGAAAGAUAUCGUUGGGUUCCCAAAGAUUGUGAAUUGCCAGCAUUCGAGCGGUCUGAAUUCCUGAAAAGAAUGCAGGACAAAAUCAUUGCAUUUAUUGGCGAUUCAUUAGGAAGGCAGCAAUUUCAAUCUUUGAUGUGUAUGGCCACGGGUGGGGAAGAGAGUCCUGAAAUUAAAGACGUAGGAAAGGAAUAUGGUCUUGUCAAAGCUAAGGGCGCUAUUCGUCCAGAUGGGUGGGCAUAUCGUUUUCCGAGUACUAAUACUACUAUUUUAUACUAUUGGUCAACAAGCCUCAACGAGUUAUUGCCAUUGAACAUGUCAGACCCAACCACUGAUGUAGCCAUGCAUCUUGACCGUCCGCUAGCAUUUUUGAGAAACUUCCUCCAUUUGUUUGAUGUGUUGGUUCUUAAUACUGGACAUCACUGGAACCGAGCAAAAGUUAGAGAAAAUAGGUGGGUGAUGUACAAAGAUGGAAUUCGUAGUGAACUUGAUAACUUGAAAGAAAUUGAAACAGCUAAGAAUUAUACUGUGCACAGUAUUGUCCAAUGGCUGGAUUCACAACUCUCCUCUCAUCCUCGACUCAAGGUUUUUUUCAGGACCAUGUCUCCUCGUCAUUUUCGCAACGGGGAAUGGAAUAAUGGAGGUAGUUGUGUCAAUACCACACCGUUAUCAAGGGGAAGCAAAGUAGGACAGAAUAGAUCAAGCGAUCCAAUUGUUGAGGAUGCUGUAAGAGGCACACAAGUAAGGAUGUUGGAUAUAACUGCUCUUUCCGAUCUGAGGGAUGAGGCUCACAGAUCCCACUACAGUAUCAAAGGAACUUCGGGUGGUAGUGAUUGCUUGCAUUGGUGUCUUCCCGGUAUCCCAGACACAUGGAACAUGAUUCUUCUUGCUCAAAUAUAGCUUCCUUUGUCUUAAAAGUUCACUUUUGGACAUUCAGCUUUGCUUCCUAGUAAGACAUUUGCUGCCUCGGAAGAUGGUGGGUUUGUUAGUUAGGAUUGUUAGCUAGGAUGCUCUUUUGAAUUAAAUAUUUGUUUUGUAUGAUGAAAGAAAAUAUAAAUGAAUACACUAAUAUUAGAAAUGAGAAUUGAGUG